Cucurbita maxima (winter squash) is the source of this 858-nucleotide messenger RNA. Its product is annotated as protein Iojap-related, mitochondrial. Gene Ontology annotation, molecular function: ribosomal large subunit binding. The coding region runs from base 95 to 673 and encodes 192 amino acids. The transcript has 4 exons. NCBI's taxonomy places the organism in Eukaryota, Viridiplantae, Streptophyta, Magnoliopsida, Cucurbitales, Cucurbitaceae. The record is from RefSeq and is a predicted model, not a curated record. Gene Ontology annotation, biological process: negative regulation of ribosome biogenesis; negative regulation of translation.
UCGCUGUAGUCGGAAAUUUUCGGCUUUCAUUUCGAAGACGACGGCAACUUAAUUUCACGGCGGGAACCGGGAUUCACCGCAACGGAGAGCUCACAUGUUGGCGGCGCAAAGAAUUCGAUCUUCAUCUGCUAUCUCUUCCACGAUUCGUUGUCUGCAGCUAUGGAAUAGAGGAGUUUCUGUUCGCAACCAUACUCUAUCUUCCUCCACCGCUAGCUCUAUCAACGAAGGUUUACUCGAUCUUCAGGAGGUCGAGACGAUUCUGAAUAACGUAAAGGCAGACGAUGUGAGAGUGAUACCAGUCCGUAAAGACUGUGAUUGGGCUGAUUACAUGGUGUUCGCCACUGGUAGGUCUACCUGGCAUGUCAAGAACAUUGCUCAAGCCCUAAUUUACAAGGUCAAGCAAAAGCAGAAAGGUGCUAGACAGUUAGUACUCCCCAGUGUGGAAGGGCAGGAGGACGGAAAGUGGAUUGUCAUCGACUCUGGUAAAGUAGUUGUUCACGCCCUGGAUGAGAAGGCCAGAACUUAUUACAAUCUGGAGAGCCUUUGGUCCACUGAUACACCGCAAGAUGAUUCUUCUCAGGAAUUGGACAGAGCUUUAGUGAAGAUACGCCGGAAGAACAACUCCAAAAAACCAGCACAAAAAGGUUCUAAACAAGUGAAAACACCCUCUUGAAUGAAGAUCUUAUGCCCCUGUUCUUUCCUUUAUGUAGACUUCAAAAAAGGAAAAGAAGAAGAAGAAUGGUACAGAUUCUUCAAUGUUCUUGGGAAUAUCGAUUUCCAUCUUGAUUCAUGAGAUUUUGUGACCUUAUUUUAUAUAUUUUUGAAAAUCAAAGUUUAUAUUUACCCUUUUUAAAACAA